Polistes dominula (European paper wasp) is the source of this 1259-nucleotide messenger RNA. RefSeq names its product protein lethal(2)essential for life. Gene Ontology annotation, biological process: protein refolding; response to heat. Gene Ontology annotation, cellular component: nucleus; cytoplasm. NCBI's taxonomy places the organism in Eukaryota, Metazoa, Arthropoda, Insecta, Hymenoptera, Vespidae. The record is from RefSeq and is a predicted model, not a curated record.
GUGCAGGCAGAUGUCAGUUUAAGCCGAACAAGCUUCGAGUGAAUACGUACUAGAGCGAACUUACCAAGCGAAUUCAUAAAGCGAGUAUAACAAAGUUAUCUAAGAACAACGAAAUAAAAGAAGAAGAAGAUACAAGAAGGAGAAGAAAUAUAACAAUUUUCUUGAUUGAAAGAAUAUUACAAAAGUAAAUUUUGUAAACAUGUCGCUUUUACCACUUCUUUUCUCCGACUGGUGGGAGGAUUUGGAAAGACCACAUCGUCUUUUGGAUCAAAAUUUUGGCCUGGCAUUGACACCCGAUCAACUGGUUGCUAUUCCAAGCAGAAUGGAAUUGCUCAGACCGAGAGAAAGAUGCCCGAUGGGUUAUUAUCGUCCAUGGGCUGAAAUGAUUCGUCAGAAAGAUAACGGAUCGUCGGUUGUUAAAGCUGAUAAAGACAAAUUUCAAGUUGUCUUGGACGUUCAACAAUUCCAACCGAACGAGAUUGACGUUAAAGUUGUUGACAGAUUUGUCGUAGUCACGGCUAAACACGAAGAGAAACGUGACGAGCACGGAUGGAUCUCGAGACAAUUUGUUCGGAAGUAUAUGAUUCCAGAACAAUGCGAGAUCGAUGAAGUUACAUCGAAGUUAUCUUCUGAUGGUGUUCUGACUAUUACUGCACCAAGAAAGGAACAACCCAAGGUGGAGAAUGAAAGAACCAUCAAGAUCGAACAUACUGGAAGACCUGCAGUCCAGUCCCAGAAGGCUCAGAAGAAACAGGAUGAGGUAGAGGACAAAGAGGACGAAAAGAAGUAAACGUACUUUCUUCUCUUAAAGAAGUAAAAUCAGAGAGAGAAUAUUGGACUAAUAUUAACAUUUUUUUAUGUACUUUUCCUUGAUCGUUCUUCUCUUAAUAAUUUUUGCUUUAACAUUUCAUAAUUAAUGAUAGUUCCUCAUAUAUUAUAUAUCUCAUUAGAGUUAAGAUAAUAUUAUACACACGAUAAAUACACUUUAUUAUAACUGCUACAUUUGAAAUACUGGUAUAUGUAGUAUUGUAGGACAAAUUAUUGUAUACACAAUAUCUAUCCAAUACAAUGUAAUUCGCUCACUUAUAUUAGGACAAUGUCAGCAGUUAAAUAAACCAAAUAUUUCAUCUCUUAAUAUUUAUAUAUUUAAGAGCCUACGACUAUAAGUGUGUAUGGAUAUUCUUUUUUUCUUCGUAAUGUUCUUUAUAACAAAGAAUAUUGUAAACAUAUUUAAAAUAUUAUUUCUUUUUAUAAUUUAA